UCCGAGUUCAGUCGUCCGACUCUUUUUUAAGUUAUUGAAGUAAAUUAGCAAAACCUCACAGCCACCACCACUUCCCGCGCUACCAUUUGAGCUUUCUAGGGUUUAAACACCCGGCGAGCUCCAACCCACGGAAAUCGUUGGGAAACGACGUCGUUUCUAAGCGGAAAUGGAGGUCGACAUGGACACUUCUCCCAGCUACUUCGACCCCGAAGACCUCUCCGUCAGAGAGCGAUUUCGCCGAUACGGGAAAAGGCACUCAGCAUCCAGCAUAUCGCCCGGUCAAGAAAUUUCAACAUCAAAGUUCAGUGAAGCCAGGCUAUUGUAUGAUGGACAGAAUAUCCAUAGCCCAACUAAUGCUGCCCUUCUUCUUGAAAAUAUUAAGCAAGAGGUUGAGAGCACCGAUGCUUAUCGUUCAGAAAGAACACCUGCAAGGACACAUCCUGCUUCUAAAAGGAAACCAUCUAUUGAUAGUUAUGGAAUGGCAGAUAUGGAUGCUGGUGUUGAUUCACUUCGUUAUUCACUAAAAUCUUGCAAGCAUGAGGAGGACUCGUUGGCAGAUGGUGGAGACACUACUUUUACUCUAUUUGCAUCUCUACUUGAUCCUGCUCUUCAAGGUUUGAUGUCUAUUCCUGAUCUGAUACUAAGAUUUGAGAGAUCUUGCCGAAAUGUUUCAGAGUCAAUUAGGUAUGGGUCCAGUGCAUGGCACGGGGUUGUAGAGGACCAAUUGAUGAGGCAGAAGGCUCAGCUCCUGCUUGAUGAGGCUGCUUCCUGGUCUCUUUUGUGGUACCUUUAUGGGAAAGUGUCUGAAGAACUCCCGAAAGAGUUGAUCCUGUCUCCCCAAACUUCGCAUUUGGAGGCAUGCCAGUUUGUUGCAGAUGAUCAUACAGCACAAUUAUGCCUCCGGAUUGUUCAAUGGCUUGAAGUUUUAGCCUCCAAAGCACUUGACUUGGAAAGCAAGGUGCGAGGAUCUCAUGUUGGUACCUAUCUCCCCAGCUCUGGUGUUUGGCGUAAUACUCAACGGUAUCUUAAGAAAGGAGCCUCCAAUACAAAUACAGUUCAUCACUUGGAUUUUGAUGCUCCAACACGCGAACAUGCUCAUCAGCUACCUGAUGACAAAAAACAAGAUGAAUCUCUUUUAGAAGAUGUCUGGACGCUUUUAAGGGCUGGAAGACUGGAAGAGGCAUGUGAUCUUUGCCGGUCUGCUGGGCAGCCAUGGAGAGCUGCAACAUUGUGCCCAUUUGGAGGGUUGGACCUUUCUCCUUCUGUUGAAGCGCUGGUGAAGAAUGGAAAAAAGAAUAGAAUUUUGCAAGCCAUUGAACUGGAAAGUGGCCCAGGUCACCAAUGGCGUCUUUGGAAAUGGGCUUCCUAUUGUGCAUCAGAGAAAAUUGCAGAGCAAGAUGGUGGUAAAUAUGAAGCAGCUGUAUAUGCAGCCCAGUGUAGCAACUUAAAGCGUAUGCUUCCAAUCUGCACAGACUGGGAGUCAGCAUGCUGGGCGAUGGCAAAGUCAUGUCUAGAUGUUCAGGUGGAUUUGGAACUAGCUCGUAUACAACCAGGGAGAAUGGAUCAAAUUAACAGUUUUGGAGAUGUAAUUGAUGGAAGUCCUGGACAUAGUGAUGGCACCCUUCAGCCUUCAGAUGGACCAGACAAUUGGCCAGUCCAUGUUCUGAACCAGCAGCCAAGACAACUUUCUGCUCUUCUUCAGAAACUUCAUUCAACGGAAACAGUACACGAAAGUGUUGCUCGGGGAUGCAAGGAGCAUCAUCAUCAAGUAGAGAUGAUUCUAAUGUUAGGGGAUAUACCGCGCCUUCUGGACCUUAUAUGGUCAUGGAUAGCACCUUCAGAAGAUGAUCAGAAUGUCUUUAGGCACCAUGGAGAUCCUCAAAUGAUUCGUUUUGGUGCACAUCUAGUGCUUGUACUCAGAUAUUUACUUGGCGACGAAAUCAAGGAUGCAUUCAGAGAGAAAAUAAUGAGUAUUGGUGAUCUCAUUCUACACAUGUAUGCAAUGUUUCUUUUUUCAAAGCAACAUGAGGAGUUAGUGGGUAUAUAUGCUUCUCAGCUUGCUUGUCACCGAUGCAUUGACCUCUUUGUGCACAUGAUGGAACUAAGGCUGAACAGCAGUGUCCAUGUCAAAUAUAAGAUCUUCCUUUCUGCCAUGGAGUACUUACCAUUUUCUCCUGGAGAUGGUUCAAAAGGCAGUUUUGAGGAAAUCAUGGAAAGGGUUUUGUCAAGAUCUCGGGAGAUCAAAGUUGGUAAAUAUGAGAAAUUAUCAGAUGUAUUAGAGCAGCACCGGCUGCAGGGUCUCCAAAAAGCUAUGGUUAUCCAAUGGCUCUGCUUUACACCUCCCUCAACAAUUACUGAUGUUAAGGAUGUUAGCACAAAACUUCUUCUGCAAGCACUGGUACAUAGCAAUAUAUUAUUCAGGGAGUUUGCUCUGAUUUCUAUGUGGAGAGUGCCAGCAGUUCCCAUUGGUGCACACACAUUGCUUAGUUUUCUUGCUGAACCUCUGAAACAGCUUUCGGAAAAUCAUGAUACCAUGGAGGAUUGUAAUAUUUCUGAGAAUCUAAGAGAGUUCCAAGACUGGAGCGAGUAUUACUCCUGUGACGCAACAUAUCGCAAUUGGCUCAAAAUUGAAUUGGAGAAUGCAGAGGUGUCUCCCCUAGAACUAUCAUUGGAGGAAAAACAAAGAGCAGUUUCUGCAGCUAAAGAGACACUAAAUUCAUCUCUGUUACUGCUACUAAGAAAAGAAAAUCCUUGGUUAGCUGCAGGUGAAUAUCAUGCAUAUAAAUCAGAAGAACCUUUAUUUCUAGAAUUGCAUGCCACUGCAAUGCUCUGCCUACAAUCUGGCGAAUGUAUGUCUCCAGAUGCCACAGUGUGCACCACUUUGACGAGUGCCCUUUACUCUUCAGUGAGCGAGGAAGAUGUGUUAAAUCGGCAACUGAUGGUGAAUGUCUCCAUAUCUUCAAGGGACAAGUACUGCAUUGAGGUUGUACUUCGCUGCUUGUCAGUAGUGGGUGAUGGAAUUUGGCCACACGAACUGAAUGAUGGUGGUAUACUUGCUACUGUUAUGACCGCUGGCUUCAAAGGUGAGCUUCUUCGAUUUCAAGCUGGAGUUACAAUGGAGAUUUCUCGAUUAGAUGCUUGGUAUUCAAGCAGCGAUGGGUCGUUGGAAGGCCCAGCAACGUACAUUGUGCGGGGUCUUUGUCGUAGAUGCUGUCUUCCAGAAGUCAUUCUUCGAUGCAUGCAGGUCUCAGUUUCGCUCAUGGAGUCAGGUGAUCCACCUGAAAGCCAUGAUGAGUUGAUCGAAUUAGUUGCUUGCCCUGAAACCGGGUUUCUUCAUUUGUUUAGCCAGCAACAAUUGCAGGAAUUUUUGUUGUUUGAGAGGGAAUACUCAAUAUUCAAAAUGGAGCUUCAGGAGGAACUUUCUUCUUGAUGAUUGCGAUGGGAUAGAAUCAAGGUCUCUGGUUCUUACUUGUUAGUACAAGGCUUGAUAGUUUUGUAAAAUGGAUGUGUUUUUCUGUUUUUAAUUUUAUUUUUGUAAAGUGGAUGACUUGAUGUCUUUUUUCAGUGAUGAAAGUCUUUUUGGAAACAGUACUAUUGUAUUGUUUUAA
Molecule: messenger RNA, 3608 nt
Organism: Alnus glutinosa
Lineage: Eukaryota; Viridiplantae; Streptophyta; Magnoliopsida; Fagales; Betulaceae
Product: nuclear pore complex protein NUP107
Exons: 24
Coding region: 167-3430 (1087 amino acids)
Biological process (GO): protein import into nucleus; mRNA export from nucleus; post-transcriptional tethering of RNA polymerase II gene DNA at nuclear periphery
Cellular component (GO): nuclear pore outer ring; nuclear pore
Molecular function (GO): structural constituent of nuclear pore
Source: RefSeq, a predicted model, not a curated record